AUGGCUCUGGAUUUAUGUUCUAGCGAGCCUUAUUUGGACUCGCAUAUAUCUAGGAAACGGAGAAGAUGCCAAACCGAGGAAUCAGAAUCGUCAAUAGACGAUGAUCAACGUGGCGUUCGUCAGCUACUUGCGGAGGAGUUUGACUUAGAGAUCUCCCUAAGGCAGAGGCUAGCUGCUACUAUUGAGUCACGCAUUACAUGGGCUCUCCUAUUGCAGGAUUCGCUAGAGAAGGAUUUACCUGAUUGCGCUACCAGCAGUCACUUCCAAGAUGUCGCUCUCGAGGCCAUGGACGCUAUCGACACACACUCCAAUUUUCUUUUCGAGCGGGAGCUGCCUUUCGCUGCUCUAGAACCUUGGGUUCGCUCCUUCUCCCCGAAAGUUGCCGCACCUCCUCAACCGCAACAGCCCUCGAGAACGCUCAAACCUCGUGGUGCUGUUCGAUCUCAUCGCGGUAACACCAAGCUGCUUUUUGUGCGGAAUGCGACGAUCGACCCUCCGGUUGUCGCCAAAAUGGGUCUGUUGAACCAUUGUCGACUGCGGCAUAAACGAGAUUUCGGAAGCCACGAUGAAUGUAUGCAAAAAUGUGCUGUUCUGGUACCAGCAGAAGAUCAAGAUUGGGUACUCGCUCAAGGGACUGAACUUGGUGGCGUCAGUCAACCGAGUUUGAGAAGAUUGUUUGAAAUCGCUGUAGGCGCUGACAUGGAUAUAGUGGAUAUAGUCCCUGAGCAACGUGACCUUUUGGAAACUGAGCAAACUUCCACACCGCAGAGUCGCGACCCUGCACCCAGUACUCACUUAUCAAGAACUCUUGGUCACCAUAUUGAUACGCCAGCCUUGGCACCUUUCCUUGGAAGAGCGCCAAAAAGACGCUGCAUCAAUGUUUACGACGACGAAACAGUAGAUAUAACCUCGUUGGAUAAAGAUUCUGAAGAUUCUGGUACCGUUCCUUGGCGUAUGUCCUAUUCACAUCGAAACAAUGCUCGCCAAGAGUUGGAUACAGUCGUAGACCUACCAUGCCCUCAACCUCAAUCUCAACACCAGCCCCAGCCCCAGCCUUCACCUCCGCCACAACCUAAACCUCAGUCUAUUAGCCUUGUAAACACCCCUACGGAUGCAAAGCUGCCUCCCAUACCUGUUCACUCUAAUACGAAUCCAGGCACUCGAUUCCAUAUUACGGCCCGCGUCAUUAUCACGGAUUAUAGCCUUUGGCUACGUACCAAUCGUGCUAAUGUGGCACAAGAUAUAUCGCAUCGUUGGAUGCUGGGUGUAUCCUCUCCAUCCUAUAGUCUGCAUAUAACUGCAUUUCUAUGUCAAAUGACUGUCACUUGCUUAUCUCAACCUCCACCGUCGUCAUUGGCGGUUCCUAUCGUUGUCACUGAACCCCCUUUUGCUGUCAUGGGUACAUCCGACAGGCCAUUUUUGGCUCGUCUUACGCUCGUGUGGGUGGGGAAGCAAAAUGCUUCUAUGGAGGUGGAGCAUUGGGUAGAACUUGACCCAUUUAAGUCGACGAGUGCUGUGUUGGGCGAGGAGCAAGUCCUUGAUAUAGAACUUGAUCGACAUACCCAGCUAUUGCCGGUGCGCACAGACUUAAAAUUACCGACUUUACAGAGAGAAAGUACGAAAAGGGAAGCUACGCCUCCGAAUGCUUCCUCAUCCAAAGCGGAUGAUACUGCGAAAGGAUAUGCUGCUGUCUUAAAAUCCCUUCUUCCCCGCGUUCCCAUGACAAUGAAAGGUGGGUUCUUCCCAAGCGUGCCGCUGACUUUCUCACUCGCGUGAGUAAUAGAUGUGAAAGGGCGGCCUCCCUCUCAACUACCUUACAAAUUAACAUCCAGCCCCUCACACUUCUCUACGCUUGUCCCAGGACGGCGCAAAGCCAUUGAGUGGGGGCGCGCAAGAGCGCUACAUAGCUUGUAUGACAAACAAAUCGGGUUAUUCCCAUCGGGAGGUGCUGUUUCUCUAACGACCGGUGACGUAUAUUGCUGGUUGGAAGACGAAGGUUACUUCAUUCGCCCAGCUGCAAUUGUUCCCCAAAAUCCGACCGUCGCUCGCGUUAUCAAGAAGUCAACAGUCAAUAGCGCUCAGUCUGCCCAAAGCGAAAUAUGUUCCCUCUGCGGUAUCAAGUGUCGGCUUCACCCAUCAUAUGCAGUCAAAAAUGAAUCAUCUGGUCAAGCAUUUGUCUGCGAUAUUGUUCAAGAUUGUGCAACUCAGCCACCUUUUCUUAAUCUCAAAGGUGUUUUCGGAAGCGCCUUGGAUUAUGCACUGCGCCCUCCAGUGCCUACCUCAUCCGCCCCAACCAUUCCAGAAGAACUUCAUCACUCAGCUCGGUCAAAACUAAGUAGGUAUUCCUCACGCGAUAUUAUAUCGCUUGUGCCUCCUUCUCUCAUUACGGCGGUAUGCGGCAUUGCGAACAUGACGCAUACGGUACCAUUCGCUCCCCAUGGUAAUCGGAGAAGCCUAGACCAAACAACCCUUUCCUCGGAGUCCAGAAAAUCCACGGAGGACCGAAUGGCGCCUUAUGCUCUUGUUUCAGCUGCACUCAAGAGUUUCGUCGCCGUUCUUGUCCACAGAGGUCUGGAUACCGCCAGGUGGGACAUGACCAGGGCUUUGCUAGAGGGACGGAGAAAAACCAAGUCUUGCAUAUUGACACCUUCCCAUAUUAUUCGCGGAAUUCGCAGUGGUCUGAUGACAGAUACCGCACAGACUUCAACUGCGCUGUGCCUGACGCGUUUGGCGGUUCCGAGUGUAUUUGGCAGGGACUUUCCUGAAGACGUACAAGAAGAUGAAGGCAAAAGUCUCAGGCUCGACGAGGUACUCGUCAAAAUUGAAAAUGAUUAUUGAGGUUCUUCUUGGCCCUUCACAACAUACCAGGUCUGUGAGUCAGCGCUAGUCACCUAUGUUACUUGCCGCGUGCCCUUCGUAACAUUAUUAAUCUGUGUUGAACACCGAGACUUACGUUGUAAGUUUGGG
Messenger RNA from Serpula lacrymans var. lacrymans S7.9, 2967 nucleotides. The record is from the annotation of a RefSeq genome assembly. Lineage: Eukaryota; Fungi; Basidiomycota; Agaricomycetes; Boletales; Serpulaceae.